This is a messenger RNA of Myotis lucifugus (little brown bat), 664 nucleotides long. RefSeq names its product olfactory marker protein (gene OMP). The transcript has a single exon. Gene Ontology annotation, biological process: signal transduction; sensory perception of smell. The record is from RefSeq and is a predicted model, not a curated record. Gene Ontology annotation, cellular component: cytosol; axon; neuronal cell body. Bases 36 to 527 code for a protein of 163 amino acids. Lineage: Eukaryota; Metazoa; Chordata; Mammalia; Chiroptera; Vespertilionidae.
UGGACCGCGGCAGAGGCAGCAGCAGCACCUGGACCAUGGCGGAGGACGGGCCGAAGCAGCCACAGAUCAGCAUGCCGCUGGUCCUGGAUGAGGCCCUGACCAAGCAGAUGCGGCUGCGCGUGGAGAGCCUAAAGCAGCGCGGGGAGAAGCGCCAGGACGGGGAGAAGCUGCUGCGGCCGGCGGAGUUCGUGUACCGCCUCGACUUCAUCCAGCAGCAGAAGCUGCAGUUUGAGCGCUGGGACGUCCUGCUGGACAAGCCGGGCAAGGUCACCAUCACGGGCACCUCCCAGAACUGGACGCCCGACCUCACCAACCUCAUGACGCGCCAGCUGCUGGAACCCGCGGCCAUCUUCUGGCGCAUGGAAGGCUCGGAUGCCGUGGAUUGGAACGAGGCCGACGCCCUGGAGUUCGGGGAGCGCCUGUCGGAACUGGCCAAGAUCCGCAAGGUCAUGUACUUCCUCAUCACCUUCGGCGAGGGCAUGGAGCCCGCCAACCUCAAGGCCUCCGUGGUCUUUAACCAGCUCUGAGGCAGCUGCUCACUGCUGCCCCCUGCUCUCGCCCAUCUGCCCUGCCCCCCGCCCCCGCCCCCAGGUGUGUAUUUGGGGACCUGUUUCUAGUUGCUGUCCUGUGCUCAGCGUGGCCGGGACCCCCAGGCCUGUGUCCU